AUGAAUGACAGCCUGUUUGUCAGUUUGGACAGACUUUUGCUAGAAUUUGUUUUCCAGUAUGAGCAAGAUAUAAGCACUAAAGAAGAUAUGCUUCAACGAAUUAAUAAAUGCCUUGAAGAUAUUAAAGAAAACAAGGCAACUAUUUGCAAGAUACAUGAAACUAUAAACACAACAGAUGAGGAAAUUGGUCAUUACUGUAAACAUAGUAAGGAGAUCAAAGACAACUGUAGUAACUGGAAGCCAACAUGUGAUGUUUUUCAUAAGCAUGAAGACUAUAUGCAGGACCAAUUUACUAUUUGUCAAGAAACUAUUGAAAAAGACAAAAAAAUGUACCAUGGUUAUAUAUGUCAGUAUAAAGAUGUUUUGAAGCAGUAUCAGUUAAAAUACUCAGAAACACCACUUUCACAAGAGUAUUAUAAGAAGAAAAGAGAACAUGAAGAAAUUCAAAAUAGAGUAUUGGCAUGUACUGAACAACUAAAAAUAAAUGAAACUAUCUUUAUGGAAUUUCUAGUGCCUGCUCCUUUUCCAUCACUUACUAAAUGGACAUUGCAUAUGGCUAACAUGAGAUUUAAGACACAAGAUAUUCUUAAACAUGCUAGUGAUUAUUCCAAAAGUUCAUCUGAAUUGAAAAAAGAAGUAGAUGAAGUGGAAAUAGAAAUUAAUUAUUUAAACCAGCAGAUUGCAAGACUCCAUGAAACUAAGAAUCUUGGAGAAACUCUGGAAGAAAAAAAUAAAAAUAUAGAAAAGAUAAAGGAAUUGAAAGAAAAGGAUAGAAUUUUUGAAAAAGAUGAACAACCUGCACUUAUAUUGAAUAAAACCCCUCAAAACAGUCAAUUAUUUCUUCCAUAUGAAUCUCAGAAAUUAGUCAGACUAAUGAAGAUGCAUUCUUCAGAACCAAGAGUUAUAGAUAAAAAAGAAGAAAGUUCUGUGAAGCAGGCAAAGCUUGCCAAUAUUGACUUUAGACAGAAAGAAAACAAUGUGCAGGUACUUAAUGACUUUACUCUGAAUGACCAUUCAAAAUGCUCAAAUUCUGUGGCUAUUAAAAAUUCUCAAAAUAUGAUGCAUUUCAGAUUGUUAACCCCACAGAAACAAUCAAAUUGCAGUCAGUGGUUUGAAAAAGGAGAUACAGAUGCUGAGAGUGAAGAUAAAGGGACAGUAAGACAAUUGAGAGAAUCGAAAUGUACUUCACAAGUUAUAUGUGCAGAACAUUUUGAGAAGCCAAUAGAAAAUAAUAGUGAUGAAGUAGAAGAAAGGGCUGAGAACUUUCUACAAACUUCUGAAAUUCCUUUAUUUUUAAAAACACCUGAAGCUGUGAAAACACCUGAACCUUUGGAGAAAUUAUUCCCUAAAACCCCCUCUUUUGAAAUUAAUAGAAACAGAAAUAUAAUGCCUGGAAGUCAAACACAAAAGGAAUCUCCUGGAUUUUCUUUUCUUAUAAAUUAUACUUCUAGAUCUCCUGGAUUGAAUUUAUUUGAUUCUACUAUAUUUGAUUCAGAAACCUCAUCAGAUCAGUUUAAUGAACAUUAUUCUGCUGGAAAUUUAAAUCCUCUCUCUUCACAACAAGAGAUUGGAAACUUAUUUGGAAAACCAGAAGGAGAAGAUGCUUUCACAUUUUCUUUUUCAUCAGACUCUUCAACUCAUACAUUUGGAACUGGAAAAGAUGAUUUUAGUUUUCCAUUUUCAUUUGAACAGGAUCAAAACUCAACACCUUCUGUAAAAGGCUUUUCCUCUUCCUCACAAAGUACAACACAAUUUACUUUUUUUUGA
Molecule: messenger RNA, 1767 nt
Organism: Neogale vison (American mink)
Lineage: Eukaryota; Metazoa; Chordata; Mammalia; Carnivora; Mustelidae
Gene: C13H14orf39
Product: chromosome 13 C14orf39 homolog
Exons: 17
Coding region: 1-1767 (588 amino acids)
Biological process (GO): oogenesis; spermatogenesis; meiotic DNA double-strand break processing involved in reciprocal meiotic recombination
Cellular component (GO): central element
Source: RefSeq, a predicted model, not a curated record